AUGAGCGCUGUUCGUCAGCGUGUGGAGGGGACCGGACUCUAUCCGCUCUUCAGGUGCACCUAUCCGGAGAUAGACACACCCCUUCUAUCUGCCCUCGUCGAGAGAUGGCAUGAGGAUACCAGCAGCUUCCACAUGCCGUUCGGGGAGAUGACUAUCACCCUGGAUGACGUAUCAUCUAUCCUUCAUCUGCCGAUGAGUGAUAGGUUUUAUACUCCCGGACAGGCCAGCAGAGAACAGGCAGCGGAGACCUGUGUUCUGCUCUUAGGAGGGGUAGCCACAGACUACAUCAUGGAGUUUAAGGCGGUGAAGACCAUUGGCUUGCGGUUCGGGUUCUUGCAGACUCUAUAUACUAGGGCUCUUGCUGAGCAUCGGCAUGACCAUGCAGCACGGAUGUGGCUACUUCACCUCCUCGGCUCGACCUUGUUUGCGAACAAGAGUGGAGGACACUACACUUCUGUCGAUUGGAUCGGCAUGUUGCAGCACCUUGAUCGGGUGUCAGAGUAUGCGUGGGGCGCCAUUGCGCUAGCUACACUGUAUGAUGCACUUGGUCAUGCCUCACGGAGGAAGACUAAGCGGAUGAACGGUUGCUCUUCCCUCCUGGUAGCUUGGGUGUUUGAGCACUUCCCACCCACCAUUAUUCAGCGGAUUGAGGUCCCCGAGUACACGGAGGACCAGCCCAGAGCGUGCAAGUGGAUGGAGUCACGGGCUGGGCAUGCAGGACUGAUGGAGAGGCUAGUUCUCUUCGAUGAGAUGACGGCAGAGGACGUCAUAUGGACACCGUAUGAGGAGCACAAGAAUCACAGAGAGCUGGACGUCCGAGCUUUAUACUCAGGCUACAUCCGGACUCCCAUCCGGGCGGUCGUGCGACCUCAUCUUCCUGAGCGUGUGCUGCGGCAGUUUGGGUACGUGCAGCCUAUCCCGCGACACCCAUCUGUCGUGAUGGGCAUGAGUUCUGCUGCGGAGGUCGUUGAUGCAGCAUACCUGGAUUAUGAGCCACACUUGAUUCCAGAGGGCGUCCCUAGUAUAGUGGAUGGAGCGGCAGUAGAUGAUUACCUGGACUGGUACACCGGUGUAUCUCACCGGUUCAUCAUCCCGGAUGAGAGUAGGGCCGAUCUCAGUGCUGUGGCUUCUUUGUGUCGGGCCGUUGAUUUGCUAGAGCAGGGACUUGAGGUCGACGGCGGUCCCCCUAGAGUUACACGCUCCCGCACUUUAUUAGAGAAGUGCCUCACUGUCAUCAGAGACUUGAGCAGGACCCAGGGGGUCGCUUUCGUUGGUGUACGAGGAGGCAGAGGUCGAGGCAGAGGAGGAGGCGGAGGUGGAGGUGGAGAUAGAGGAGGUGGCAGAGGCGGAGGCAGAGGUCGUAGGGGUAGGGUGGGUCGUAGGGGUAGGGGACAGUGA
Lotus japonicus is the source of this 1398-nucleotide messenger RNA. RefSeq names its product protein MAIN-LIKE 1-like. The record is from RefSeq and is a predicted model, not a curated record. Bases 1 to 1398 code for a protein of 465 amino acids. Gene Ontology annotation, biological process: meristem maintenance; meristem development. The transcript is spliced from 3 exons. Lineage: Eukaryota; Viridiplantae; Streptophyta; Magnoliopsida; Fabales; Fabaceae.